This is a messenger RNA of Durusdinium trenchii, 528 nucleotides long. The record is from the annotation of a GenBank genome assembly. Lineage: Eukaryota; Dinophyceae; Suessiales; Symbiodiniaceae.
AUGUCUGUGGGCAGUCAAGAGCCACGGCUGCCGCCGGGUGGACGCUUCACCGUGAUGAUACGGCUGCAUGACUGUGGUCCGAUUGUUGCAGCCAUCGGCUUUGGAUUCAGCCGAAUCGACGCCGUCGGCAACGCAGCUGAGGCUUCUGUGACGAAUAACCAGUCGGUGCUCAAGUACGAGGCGUUAUCAGCUCCAAAUGGUGUGGAUGCUAUGGUCUUCGUGAUGCGCAGUGGUCGCAUCACAGAUGAUGUGAUUGCCAGGUUGAUCUACGCGACCGAGUACCUUUGGGGUACAGAAUGUUUGUUGAACCUCUACAUUGUUGCUGCAGCAUGGAUUGAGCGGCAAUGUGAGCUGAAUUGGCGCUUCCGGCAUAUCUAUUCUCUGGUAUCUUGCCAGCACGCUGUCGUUGAGUGGACCGGGUUUCCAUGUCAGAGUGGGAAACAAUGUGCGCAACUCAGGUGGGGAACAACGAAAACAGGACUGGGAGAAAGACCCGUAAGACACAGACACAUGGCUUUGUUCCUGUGA